AUGGAGUAUCCUCAACAAGAGAAUCCCAACACAGGAGUAUCCUCAACAAGUGAAUCCUACAUAGGAGUAUCCUCAACAAUUAAAUCCACACAGGAGUAUCCUCAACAAGAGUAUCCUCCACAAGUUAAUCCUACACAGGAUAUCCUAAAACAAGUGAAACCUACACAGGAAUAUUCUCAACAAGUUAAUCCUACACAGGAGUAUCCUCAACUAGUGAAUUCUACACAGGAGUAUCCUCAACAAUUAAAUCCUACACAGGAGGAGUAUCCUCAACAAGAGAAUACUACACAGGAGUAUCCUCAACAAUUAAUCCUACACAGGAAGAAUCCUACACAUCAGUAUCCUCAACAAUUAAAUCCCACACAGGAGUAUCCUCAACAAGAGAAUCCUACACAGGAGUAUCCUCAACAAUUAAAUUGUACCCAGGAGUAUCCUCAACAACAGAUUCCUACACAUGAGUAUCCUCAACAAGUAAAUCCUACACAAGAAUAUCCUAAACAAGUGUAUCCUGAACAGGAAUAUCCUCAACAAGUUUAUCCUACACAGGAAUAUCCUAAACAAGUUUAUCCUACAUAG
Molecule: messenger RNA, 576 nt
Organism: Ruditapes philippinarum (Manila clam)
Lineage: Eukaryota; Metazoa; Mollusca; Bivalvia; Venerida; Veneridae
Exons: 3
Coding region: 1-576 (191 amino acids)
Source: RefSeq, a predicted model, not a curated record